CAGCCAGCUACAACUCCCGGCUCCUCCCCUCCAACCCUGCUCCACCACCUCCCACAUGAUGCCAUCCUUCCCCGCAGAUAUACCCGCAGCAAUUCAGCUGUCCUCUCACGCCAACCUGACACACCUUCCCAUCCCUUCCUUCCCGUUAGUUAGUUGCCGCUCGCCACCGCACCCCACCGCACCGCAAGAGGAAGGGCAUUCGCUCGCCCUGCCCGCCCUCCUCACCUUGCUUCCGCAGAAAGAUCCAUUUGGUUGGACUGGCGGUGCUUCCCCUGCAGACCGCCUGCAGUGGGAGAGAAUUUGUUGGGGCCAUGGGAAAGAAGGGCAAGUGGCUGGGCGCCGUCAAGAAGGUGUUCAGCCCUGAGUCCAAGGAGAAGAAGGAGGAGAAACUGAGGAAGAAAUUGGCUGCAAGAGACCCCAGUCCACCAGAUCUAACACCUUCUACUUCCUUGGAAGUCAAUGUUUCGAUGCCGCCGCCGCCGCCGCCUCCCGCAGUUCCUUCUCCACACCAAACCGAGGAGGUUCAGGUCCGGGAUGUUGAGCUGGAGCAGGAGCAGGAGCAGAGCAAGCAUGUGACCGUGGAGGCAGUUCCUGAUGCUCCUGUGCAGACGUCGACGGCAUUGCCACCUGGUGUAUCUAGGGAAGAGCUCGCUGCAAUCAAGAUCCAGACCGCCUUUAGGGGAUACCUGGCAAGGAGGGCACUACGAGCCUUGAGGGGCCUUGUUAGAUUGAAGUCAUUGGUCGAGGGUAAUUCGGUUAAGCGUCAAGCUGCAAGUACUCUGCGCUGUAUGCAGACUCUCGCACGGGUGCAGUCACAGAUACGUUCAAGAAGGCUGAAGAUGUCUGAGGAGAACCAAGCCCUCCAGCGCCAGCUCCUGCUGAAACAGGAGUUGGACAGUUUGAGGAUGGGGGAGCACUGGGACGACACCACUCAAUCCAAGGAGAAGAUCGAAGCAAGUCUAAUAAGCAGGCAAGAGGCUGCGAUAAGAAGAGAGAGAGCUCUCGCAUAUGCGUUUUCCCAUCAGUGGAAGAGCAGUUCAAGGUCCUCCAACCCAAUGUUUGUAGACCCAAACAACCCACACUGGGGCUGGAGCUGGCUGGAACGCUGGAUGGCAGCAAAGCCUUCUGAGGCCGGCCGCACUGGAACCGGCAAGGAAAGCAACAUUGACCAGGGAUCAGUGAAGAGCACGAGUUUGAACCUUGGAGAGGGCGAGAUCACUAAAGCCUUCAACCGUAGGGGCUCCAAGCCAGACAAGUCGUCACCGACGACUCCAAAGCUGACCCGCCCAGCGUCCCGGCUAUCCCCUUCUACACCCACUGCCAAAGUGACACCAAUAGUUGUGAAGAAGAAAUCUGCUACACCGAAGAACGGGAUUUCACAGGUGGAUGACGAUGCAAGGAGCGUGCUCAGUGUGCAGUCCGAGCGACCAAGGAGGCACAGCAUAGCCACCUCAACGGUGCAGGAUGACGAGAGCCUCGCAAGCUCUCCAUCAGUCCCAAGCUACAUGGCUGCCACAAAAUCUGCUAGGGCCAAGUCCCGCCUCCAGGGGUCACCACUGAUCGAUAGUGCAGAGACGACACCAGAGAAAGGAGGCUCUGUUAGUGUUGGGUCAGCCAAGAAGAGGCUGUCCUUCCCAGCUGGAGGGGUUCCCCCCUCGCCAAUGAGGCGGCAUUCUGGCCCUCCAAAGGUGGAGAGCAUGGUGAAGGACAUCCCCGAGACGCCGCAGCCAGAGGCCCUGGCGAUCAGCGGUUGAAACAAACAAGCAACUCAUACAAGUGGAGACGGGACUAUGGAUUAUUAUGCAGAUAUACACAUUCCACCCAUGAAAAAAAAGGUUAAAAGUUCUUCGAAUUGUUGCAUUUUGUUUUCAUCCAAUUAUUAUCGUGACUACAUUGUCGUCUUCAUUAGGGGAAGACUCUCGGUGUCGUCUGUUGGUCCAUUUCAUUUGUUGCUUGUGCAAAACCAUAUGGGGUUUGUUGUUUGUAUGUACACAGGUCUUCUAUUUAUGCGAGCAAUAUAUUUCUUC
This is a messenger RNA of Triticum aestivum (bread wheat), 2027 nucleotides long. Its product is annotated as protein IQ-DOMAIN 2. The transcript has 6 exons. Gene Ontology annotation, molecular function: protein binding. The record is from RefSeq and is a predicted model, not a curated record. Lineage: Eukaryota; Viridiplantae; Streptophyta; Magnoliopsida; Poales; Poaceae. Bases 312 to 1754 code for a protein of 480 amino acids.